CGACCGGUCAAGAUUCAUAAGAUGGAGGAGAUUGUUUUGGAAACAAAAGAUGCAGUUGAUUGGUCAUAUAGAAGCGAAGGAGUUGUUAAUUUGGUUCUCGCUUACACUGGAACCUCUCCCACUUUCUUGGGAAAGGUGUUGAGGACAAAAAAAAUGCGAAACACUGGGAAUGAAAAUGGUCUUACGACGCAGGAAAAGCUUAUUUGGGGAGAUAUUAAGGAUCUUGUAUCUUCCCAAAACAAGGAGAUUGCGGAAUAUUUGUUUGUCAAACAUGUCAUGAAACCUUUGUUGGGUCACAAAUAUGUUCAUGCUGGAAUUCCCCUUCCUGUAGAAAAGGAGUUUCUUGAGUCUGUUAAGAAAAUAGUGACAUCUCAGCGUCAUUCUUGGCGCGCUAAUGCAGCCAGUGUGGAUACUAACCGCAGAUUUGCGCUUCUCAUGGAUGAUUUGACCAUUUUCUCCCAUGGCUUCCGUGGUGGCAUAUGCAAAACAACCCCAAAGCUUGAAUUAGCUUUUGAGCAUAUACUCAAAGAUUUCUUCAAAACCGAAGAUGACAGCGGCGUACGUGCAAAUACUUUCAUAGAGCUUGUUACAGAAACUGUUUACGCAUCUGGAGCUCUAGAUCAGCUUCUUGACGUUCAAAAGCUUGACAAAUAUAACAUCGAGGGAGCGAUUCACGCCUACUAUGACUUAGUUGACAAGCCAUGUAAAGCGUGCCAAGAGUUGGAAAGUAGUAAAUUAUCGAAUCAGUUUGGUUCCAUGCAUUCAAUUCCACAGGAUGAGAAAAUAAAUAUUUUGAAGGAUUUUCUAAUAUCUUCCACUGCUAUAGAUUGUAGUGUAAUGAUAAGUUUCAGACCAAUAGAGACUGGGCUCUCAAGAUCCUCUUCCCACGGUAAUAUUCAUCUUGAAUCAACAAAGCAAGAAUUUGAGUAUAAGGUACACUUCAUUGAUCUUGAUAUGAGACCUUUGAAGAGAAUGGAAGCCUAUCACGAAUCAGACAAGAAGAUCAUGAAAACAUACCUGGAGAUGCUGAAAAAGAAGAAAGGAGAUCAACCUCGACGCUUUUAGAACUACAAAGCUAUAAGAAUCAGAUUUCAUAUCUCAUAAGAGUAUUUUAUGUUUCACUUUUAACGCAACAAUUUUCUACUGUUUUCACUUAUAUCAAUUCAUAUCAACAUUGGUUAUAUGUUUACUGGUUUGAUUGAUGAUGAUAUGUUGAUCUCAACACUCAUUUUACUAGAUCAUUCCUAAUUGAAAUUGUUAGGGUACGUGAACAAAUUAUACAUGUUAAA
Messenger RNA from Arabidopsis arenosa, 1289 nucleotides. The record is from the annotation of a GenBank genome assembly. Lineage: Eukaryota; Viridiplantae; Streptophyta; Magnoliopsida; Brassicales; Brassicaceae.